AUGGAGGACCCAUGGGGGGGCUUGGGGGGCAUCCCCAUAGCACCCCACCGAGCACUCGGUAGCCCCUCGGUAGCCCUGGCUGGCCUUGACGAGGCUAUUGUUUCCCGUAUUAGGCAAUCCCGGCCGGUGCUGCGCUGCCAUAGACGGUGUUUUGCUGCCUCCCUACGGGAGGACGAGGUCCCCGGCAGCACCGGUUCCCGCAGCCCCGCCGGCUCCUCCGCCGGCACCGACCGGUGCCGGCGGAGGAGCCGGCGGAGCUGCGGGAACCGGUGCUGCCGGUGGGACCUCGCUGUCGCCCUCCCCGGGGGUGUCCACAUGGAGGACCCAUGGGGGGGCUUGGGGGGCAUCCCCAUAGCACCCCACCGAGCACUCGGUAGCCCCUCGGUAGCCCUGGCUGGCCUUGACGAGGCUAUUGUUUCCCGUAUUAGGCAAUCUCUCCCCACAGUGAAUCCCUGCUGCUAUUUCCCCUGCCAGCACCAAGGGGUGUGCGUGAGGGUCGGCCUGGGAGGAUACGAGUGUGACUGCACGCGGACCGGGUACUUCGGGGCCAACUGCACCUCCCCCGAGCUCUGGACGCGCCUCCAUGACUGGCUGAAGCCCAGUCCUGCCUUCUACCACUUCAUCCUCACCCACUUCAAGUGGUUUUGGGACAUUGUCAACAGCACCUUCAUCAGGGACACUCUCAUGAGGCUCAUACUCACAGUUCGUGCCAAUCUCAUCCCCAGCCCCCCCACCUUCAACUCCGACUAUGGCUACAUCAGCUGGGAGGCCUAUGCCAACGUCAGCUAUUACACCCGCGUCCUCCCACCCGUGCCAGACAACUGCCCCACGCCCAUGGGGACCAAAGGGAAGCAGCAGCUCCCCGACCCCCAGCUCCUGGCAGAGAGGUUCCUGCUGCGGCAGAAGUUUGAAGCCGAUCCCCGAGGCACCAACCUGAUGUUUGCCUUCUUCGCCCAGCAUUUCACCCACCAGUUCUUCAAGACGUCCGGGAAGAUGGGACGUGGCUUCACCAAGGCGCUGGGGCACGGGGUGGAUCUGGGGCACGUGUACGGGGACAACCUGCAGCGGCAGCACCAGCUGCGGCUCUUCCGAGACGGGAAGCUGAAAUUCCAGGUGGUGGAUGGAGAGGUGUACCCCCCCAUGGUCACCCAUGCUCCGGUUCACAUGGUCUACCCGCCUGCCGUCCCCAAGGAGAAGCAGCUGGCGAUGGGGCAGGAGGUGUUUGGGCUGCUGCCGGGGCUCUGCAUGUACGCCACGCUCUGGCUGCGCGAGCACAACCGGGUCUGCGACAUCCUGAAACAGGAGCAUCCCACCUGGAGCGACGAGCAGCUCUUCCAGACAGCUCGUCUCAUCCUCAUCGGGGAGACCAUUAAGAUCGUCAUUGAAGACUAUGUCCAGCACCUCAGCGGGUACUACCUGAGCCUCAAGUUUGACCCCGAGCUGCUGUUUGGGACACAGUUCCAGUACCGGAAUCGCAUCGCGGUGGAGUUCAACCAGCUCUAUCACUGGCACGGGCUGAUGCCCGACUCCUUCAUCAUCCAGGGGGACGAGUACAGCUACGAGCAGUUCCUCUACAACACCUCCAUGCUCCUGGACUACGGCGUGGAGGCGCUGGUGGAGUCCUUUUCCAAGCAGGUUGCAGGAAGGAUCGGUGGGGCUCAAACCAUCAAUGCCAAUGUCUUGCAAGUGGCCAUUGGGGUCAUCCAGGAAUCCCGGCAGCUGAGGCUUCAGCCGUUUAACGAGUAUCGGAAGAGGUUUGGCAUGAAGCCCUACAAGUCCUUUCAGGAACUGACAGGAGAGGAAGAGAAGGCGGCAGAGCUGGAGGAGCUGUAUGGAGACAUUGAUGCUCUGGAGUUUUAUCCGGGCUUGCUGCUUGAGAAACCUCAACCCAAUGGUAUUUUUGGGGAAAGCAUGGUGGAGAUUGGAGCUCCCUUUUCCCUGAAGGGGCUUUUUGGAAACCCCGUCUGCUCCCCAGAGUACUGGAAACCCAGUACCUUCGGCGGGGAGACUGGCUUUGAGAUCGUUAAGACAGCAUCGCUGGAGAAACUCGUGUGCCUCAACGUGAAGAAGUGCCCAUAUGUGGCAUUUCACGUGCCGGAUGCUUUAGAAAAUGGCAGCCCUCGGGGUGGUGGACCAUCUACUGAGCUCUAGCACCAGGACAGCCUGCCCAGGGAGCGGCGGGGACACAGGGACCUGCCCACCCCUGUGCCGAGCAGAAGAAGGAUAGAAGAUGGUCCCAUCCUGGGCAUCCUCCACACCAGCCCUUGAGGAGGUGCUGGUACCAGCUCUGUGGAAAGCUGGAGCGCCUCAGGAGCGUGGCUGCCACCGCUGUCCUCAGCAGAUCCAGUUCUCUUGCUAGUGAAUACCUUGCACGAAGCCAGCUUUGGGGUUCCCCAGGGGACACCCCCCAUCCCGGGAUGCUCUGGACUCCCCUGUGCUUUGUCACCUUCCGUCCCCGCUGCUUUCCAGCACCAGGCCACCAGCACCCCUCUUCUGCAGGGCUUCCCCGCUCAGGACAGAGGAGCACGGAGCCCAGGGAGCCUUCACAGUCCGUCCAGUUGAGGCACUGAGCUCCCCAGGGGAGGUGGAGGAGGCAGGUGACAGCAGGCAGAGGGACGGGGAGGACACACUGUAGGAGGUCGUGCUGGCCCGGCGGUGGCUGAGUUUGCAGUAGGAACCUGCCCUGAUCCACUUCUGCAGCCGCUCUGCACCGUCCGCCCCACACAGCCAAGAACAAGGAACCAAAGCAACAUCUCUGCGGGAGGAGACCAGGGGAGAAGCAUCAGAUCAGACCUCCCAGACCUCCCACAUCUCCCACCCGCUGGCCAGACCCCAGCAGGCACCGCUGGCCGCCCGAGCGGGGCUGCUCGGAGCAAGACGCUACCUCUGUGCAGACACAGUGAUGAUGUCUCUCCCCCUGUGAUCGUUAACACUUCCCAGCGUUAAUAGCUCAGCAAUGGCGUCCCCCAGGCACACAGAG
Messenger RNA from Calidris pugnax (ruff), 2980 nucleotides. It is a transcript of the gene PTGS1, whose product is annotated as prostaglandin-endoperoxide synthase 1 (prostaglandin G/H synthase and cyclooxygenase). Gene Ontology annotation, cellular component: cytoplasm; neuron projection. The record is from RefSeq and is a predicted model, not a curated record. Gene Ontology annotation, molecular function: prostaglandin-endoperoxide synthase activity; oxidoreductase activity, acting on single donors with incorporation of molecular oxygen, incorporation of two atoms of oxygen; heme binding. Gene Ontology annotation, biological process: response to oxidative stress; cyclooxygenase pathway. NCBI's taxonomy places the organism in Eukaryota, Metazoa, Chordata, Aves, Charadriiformes, Scolopacidae. The transcript has 12 exons. Bases 1 to 2151 code for a protein of 716 amino acids.